AUGAAUCUCAAACUCCAGCGCCGUCACCAGAGCCAGACGAUACGGGCCGAUCGUCCGUUUCGCGUUGCCAUUGUAGGGUCAGGACCAGCUGGAUUCUAUGCAGCCUAUAGACUGCUCUCAAAGGUCGAGGAUGCCGCGGUGGAUAUGUAUGAGAAACUGCCGGUCCCCUUUGGCCUGGCACGAUACGGAGUUGCGCCGGACCAUCCGGAAGUCAAGAACUGCGAGGAAAAGUUCACUGAAGUUGCAGCAUCUCCGAGGUUCAACUUUAUCGGCAACGUCGAACUCGGCACAAGUCUCCCACUCCGAGCGCUGAAACCACAUUACGACGCCAUUCUAUUCGCAUACGGGGCGCCGAAAGAUAAGAAGCUGGGUAUACCUGGUGAGGAUGCACUUCGGAAUGUGUACUCGGCGCGAGAGUUUGUGGGGUGGUACAAUGGCCUCCCGGAGCACCGUGAUCUCGCACCGGAUCUUACGGCCGGUGAGGAUGCUGUGAUUGUUGGCCAGGGAAACGUUGCCCUAGACGUUGCAAGGAUACUAUUGUCGGAUAUCAAUACUCUACGAAGGACAGAUAUCGCAGAGUACGCGGUGGAAGAGUUGGUCAGGAGCAAGAUCAAGCGUGUUCGGGUUGUAGGCCGUCGCGGGCCGUUGCAAGCCGCGUUUACGAUCAAAGAGCUCAGAGAGCUUCUCCAGCUGCCUUCUGUGUCGUUUGAUCCAGUUCCUCGAGACCUCUUUCCACCAGACGAGGUUAUAUCCACGCUUCCUCGGGCACAAAAAAGAUUAAUGCAGCUGCUGGCAAAGGGUUCGACCAAUGACCCCAAUACCGCGACCAAGUCAUGGUCUUUAGAUUUUCUUCUUUCUCCGGAAUGCCUGAAUUGGUCGCCUGUGCAUCCUUACCGCCUCUCGUCCGUCAGGUUCUCCCGCAAUGAACUGGAUCCAAGCAACCCUCACACACCUAGUGCCAAGGUUACACCAAAGUACCUCUCAAGCGGGAAGCGGGCGCAAGUCGACAUACCCGCCAACACUUUCUUCCGCAGUGUCGGCUACAAAUCCCUCCCUCUGCCUGGUUUGGAAGAUCUAGGCAUCCAGUUCGAUUCUGAUCGCGGUGUGCUCCCCAACGACGGCUUUGGUAGAAUUACCGUCCCGACCACCGCAGGGGGUAAUGAGCGACUGCCAGACGGUUCGCUGAUCACCCAUCUGCCUGGGCUCUACUGUGCCGGGUGGGUCAAGCGUGGCCCAACUGGUGUCAUCGCCUCAACCAUGACCGAUGCAUUCACCACCGCUGACACUCUGGCUGCGGACAAGGCGAGUCAAACAGGCAAAGGAUCAUUGCUGAAUGGGCCGGCCAAUAGCACAGGUCUCGGCUGGGACGGUGUACGGCCCGAGGCGGAGAAGCGCGGGCUACGGCCAACCACCUGGCAGGACUGGGAACGCAUCGACAAGGCAGAGCGGGAGAGGGGCCAGCAGAAGGGGAAAGUUCGAGAUAAGUUUGGGCGAGUGGAAGAGAUGUUGGAGGUUGUAUCUUGA
Aspergillus fischeri NRRL 181 is the source of this 1524-nucleotide messenger RNA. RefSeq names its product NADPH-adrenodoxin reductase. Gene Ontology annotation, biological process: ubiquinone biosynthetic process. Lineage: Eukaryota; Fungi; Ascomycota; Eurotiomycetes; Eurotiales; Aspergillaceae. The coding region runs from base 1 to 1524 and encodes 507 amino acids. Gene Ontology annotation, cellular component: mitochondrion. The record is from RefSeq and is a predicted model, not a curated record. The transcript is spliced from 4 exons.